Cucumis melo (muskmelon) is the source of this 2973-nucleotide messenger RNA. Its product is annotated as phospholipase D beta 1-like. Bases 272 to 2827 code for a protein of 851 amino acids. The record is from RefSeq and is a predicted model, not a curated record. Gene Ontology annotation, cellular component: plasma membrane. Gene Ontology annotation, biological process: phosphatidylcholine metabolic process; phospholipid catabolic process. Gene Ontology annotation, molecular function: D-type glycerophospholipase activity; calcium ion binding. The transcript has 10 exons. Lineage: Eukaryota; Viridiplantae; Streptophyta; Magnoliopsida; Cucurbitales; Cucurbitaceae.
UACUGAAAUCGCCCAUGUUUAUAUUUCCAGUCAAUAGAUUUUUUUGUUUAUUUAAUGGGAACUUCUCAUUUUUGAAGCAGAUUGUCAAUAAUAUCCAUCUUCAACACAAACCCAGAUUCAGAUUUCUUCUCUUUUUGCUUCUUUCAUCUUCCCACCAUCAUUAUCUUCUAUAUACCUGGUUUGAUUUGAGCUCUUGUAGGUUGUUUUGUGCUUAAAAUUGUUGAUAAUUUGAGCUGUUUCUUCUCUGUUAUUGAGUUUUAUUUUUGUGUUUAUGGCUGGUCGUAUAUUUGAAACUUUGUCCUUUGGUGGGUCUCAACAUGGUCAAGGUAAUCAAUCUUUGCCAUUUUCAUCUGGAAAUACUUCAUUGAAGAUCUUACUGUUACAUGGUUAUUUAGACAUUUGGGUUAAGGAAGCUAAGAACCUUCCCAAUUUGGAUAUGUUUCACAAGACUCUUGGGGAUAUGUUUUCAAAAGUGUCUUUUAAGGGUUCAAAAAACAGUGAUGGGGAGAAGCCUCCAAAAGUUACUAGUGAUCCUUAUGUGACCGUUUCUGUAUCGAAUGCUGUAAUUGGAAGAACUUUUGUGAUUGAUAAUAGUGAAAAUCCUGUUUGGAUGCAACAUUUUAAUGUCCCUGUUGCUCAUUAUGGUGCUGAAGUGCAUUUUGUUGUUAAAGACCAUGAUGUUGUAGGUUCACAAAUCAUGGGUGUUGUUGCAAUUCCUGUUGAACAAUUGUAUUCAGGAGCCAUAGUUGAAGGAACCUACCCAAUUUUGAAUAGUAGUAGGAAGCCCUGUAAGCCUGGGGCAGUCUUGAGUUUGUCGAUUCAGUAUACUCCGGCUGACCGUGCGGCCAUUUUUCAAGGUGGAAUGUAUGCGUCUCCUGACCACCAGGGAGUUAUAGGCACAUAUUUUCCUCUUAGGAAGGGAGGUAAAGUUACACUGUACCAAGAUGCUCAUGUUGAAGAGGGUUGUCUUCCAACAGAAUUUAGGCUUCAUGGUGGAGUUCAAUAUGAACAUAGGAGCUGUUGGGACGAUAUAUCUGAAUCGAUCAGUCAGGCUCGCCGUUUGAUCUAUAUUACGGGCUGGUCUGUAUACCAUAGUGUUAAAUUGGUUAGAGAUGGAACAAGAAAAGAAUGCAUAUUAGGGGACCUUCUUAAAGCCAAGUCCCAAGAAGGAGUAAGAGUAUUGCUUCUUAUUUGGGAUGAUCCAACUUCAACUAGUAUGUUGGGAUAUAAAACGGUUGGGAUGAUGAAUACAAAUGAUGAGGAGACUCGUCGAUUUUUUAAGAACUCGUCAGUCCAAGUGGUUUUGUGCCCACGAUCCGGUGGAAAAGGUCAUAGUUGGCUUAAAAAACAGGAAGCUGGAACCAUCUAUACUCACCAUCAGAAGACAGUUAUUGUAGAUGCUGAUGCUGGAAAUUACAAAAGAAAAAUUGUAGCUUUUGUUGGUGGUCUUGAUUUAUGUUUGGGCCGAUAUGAUACCUCAAGACAUCCUCUUUUUCGGACAUUGCAAACUACACAUGUGGAUGACUUCCAUAACCCUAAUUUUACGGGUCCAACUACUGGCUGUCCAAGAGAACCAUGGCAUGAUUUGCACUCUAAGAUUGACGGUCCAGCGGCAUAUGACGUACUUGCAAAUUUUGAGGAGCGUUGGAUGAGAGCUUCAGAGCCUCAUGGCCUUAAAAGACUAAAGAAGUUACAUGAAGAUGUAUUACUCAAAAUUGAAAGAAUUCCUGAAAUUUUGGGGAUUGCUGAUGUUUCUCAAAUGUGUAAUAAUGAUCCAGAAGGUUGGAACGUCCAGAUUUUUCGCUCAAUCGAUUCCAACUCUGUAAAAGGGUUUCCUGACAAGCCAAGAGAUGCCAUAAGUAGGAACUUAGUAUGUGGAAAGAAUGUGAUGAUAGACAUGAGUAUACAUUCAGCAUAUGUUAGUGCAAUUCGAGCUGCUCAACGCUUCGUUUACAUUGAAAACCAAUACUUCCUUGGGUCAUCUUAUAAUUGGAGUGCUCACAAAGACUUGGGGGCUAAUAACUUAAUACCAAUGGAAAUUGCCCUUAAGAUUGUGGAGAAAAUCAAAGCUAAAGAAAGAUUUUCAGCUUAUGUGGUUAUUCCAAUGUGGCCAGAAGGUGUUCCUACAAGCACUCCUAUUCAAAGAAUUCUUUUCUGGCAGAGUAGGACAAUGCAAAUGAUGUAUGAAAUGAUAUAUCAAGCGUUAGAGGAGGUUGGACUUCACAAAACAUAUGAACCUCAAGACUACUUAAAUUUCUUUUGUCUUGGAAACCGUGAGGUGCUUGGUGUGAGAGACGGUGUUGAAGCCGGGAAUGGAGAAAAGAAUGCUCAAUCACUUGUUCGUAAGAGUCGACGCUUUAUGAUCUAUGUUCAUUCUAAAGGAAUGAUAGUAGAUGAUGAGUACGUCUUACUAGGAUCAGCAAAUAUCAAUCAACGGUCCCUUGAAGGUACCAGAGACACUGAAAUAGCAAUGGGCGCAUAUCAACCUCGUCAUACAUGGUCAUCAAGCAAACGCUCAAGCCCACGUGGUCAGGUGUUUGGAUAUAGAAUGUCAUUAUGGGCAGAGCACACAGGAACAAUGGAGGAAUGUUUUGAAAGACCAGAGAGUAUUGAAUGUGUAAGAAGAAUGAGGUCAUUGGGUGAGAGAAAUUGGAGACAAUAUGCAGCUGAGGAAGUGAGUGAAAUGAGAAGUCAUCUUCUUAAAUAUCCAUUACAAGUUGAUCCAACUGGUAAGGUCACCCAUCUUCCUGGCUCUGAAUCCUUCCCUGACCUUGGUGGCAACAUAUUGGGAACAUUCACAGUCAUACAAGAAAAUCUUACAAUUUGAUUCCCACUAUAUAUAAUUUUUUCUUCUUUUGGAAAUUCUUACCGAUUGUUUUAGUUAGAAACUUCAUAAUUGAGUCUUGUUUCUCUUUUCAUUGUGAUAAAUAUUACAAAGGGAAAAGUUAUAUAGAAAGAAACUUCCAUUGUCAA